Stegodyphus dumicola is the source of this 867-nucleotide messenger RNA. Its product is annotated as lutropin-choriogonadotropic hormone receptor-like. Gene Ontology annotation, cellular component: plasma membrane. Gene Ontology annotation, biological process: adenylate cyclase-activating G protein-coupled receptor signaling pathway; activation of adenylate cyclase activity; hormone-mediated signaling pathway. Lineage: Eukaryota; Metazoa; Arthropoda; Arachnida; Araneae; Eresidae. The record is from RefSeq and is a predicted model, not a curated record. Gene Ontology annotation, molecular function: G protein-coupled peptide receptor activity; protein binding; protein-hormone receptor activity.
ACCUCUUCGCAAACUCAACACAAACUUUCUACUGUUCAAAUAAAAACUUUCUGACAUACAAACUAUGUGGAGCACCACUUCUUGCUUGAGAAUCCUCUUCUUGUUAUUGCUUCAGGCUUCGGUGGACGUAGAUGGGAUGUCUUCGGAGGUUUUGUUUAAGGAAGGGGAGAAGAACAACUUUUCAAUGGGGUUCCACCACUACCGGAUGGGCCUUCGGGGCUACGGUGCCGGACAUCCUGUACACGGCUGCAAGUGCCAGAAGGAUCCAGUCCUACCUGAGGAAAUUGUUUGCGCUUGCAGAGGACCGGGGGUCAAGGAUUUUAAAGCCAAUCUUACGAGAGGGGUGACUCGACUGUCUCUGGAAUCUGUCUCUAUGUCAGUACUUAGGUCUGGAACUCUGCAGAUUUUUAGAGGCUCACUCAAGGAUUUGGUACUUGAUCGUGUAAAAGAACUGACUGAAAUUGAAGAUGGAGCCUUUUAUGGGCUGCAUAUGCUGAGAACAAUCUCUAUAAAGCAAGCACCAAAACUGAAAACUAUACAAGAUGCUGUUUUCAACUGCCAUCUUCCAAAUCUGAAAAUAAUAAGAAUCAUUCAAUCCGGAUUAGAAGCUGUUCCAAGCCUUGAACAUGUUGAAACCAAAAGUAUCAUUUAUAUGGUCGACUUAGAUAGUAACAAGAUUAACAACCUACCGACUGGUUCAGUAAAAAUGAAAACUGAAAUGCUGAAUCUGGACUUUAAUUUAAUAGGAAGGAUUGAAAGUCAUGCUUUCGAUGGAUCCGAAAUAGCGAAGUUAAGUCUAAAAGGUAAUUCGCAACUGAAUUCAAUUCACGAAGAUGCGUUUUCUGGUCUGAAGAAUGUCAGAACACU